AUGAAACAACUGUCCCUUCCCACUUUGGGCCGAAGAUUCUUCAAAAAAUCAUCGAAUAUCAACAUAUCAAUUAGAUUGGAUGACACAGUUCUCAAGCCCUACUAUGCCCCUGGAGACCGUAUCCAGGGCGUUGUCACCGUCACAGUUGACAAAGCAGUUCAGUUCAGCCAUGUCAAUCUGAUCUUUGAAGGCUCGACGCAGGUGACACUCUUACAGCCAAAAACCGUCCUUCGGCAUUGCGAGGCCUCCCAUAAGUUUCUUCAACUAUACCACCCAAUCAAGGAAGAUUGUAUUACCCCCGGACUCUUCCAGCCAGGGGUGGUCUACACCUUUCCAUACAUCUUUAUUGUCCCCGAUCGCUUGUUGUCUGGCUCGUGCACUCAUCCAACGAACGAGCACCAUAUCCAUCAGACACACACCCAGCUACCACCGACGCUGCGGGUGACCAACGUUUCGCAGGCAGUGUGCCAGGUUCUAUAUGCCAUAAAGUUUACAGUCGCGAGGCAAUCUUCAAAGGAUGGACCUCUCCACAAACGCGAGACACUGGGAUCCGAGACAAGGCAUGUGACGGUUAUACCUACCGCUGCUCGAGAGGCAACAUCUUCGAUUGAGGAUAUAUUCAAUUACGCCAAUUCCAGCCAUCCGUCUCAACUCUUUGUGCGACAGAGGAACGUGGAAUGGCCAUUGAAACAGCAGGGAUUUCCAAAGGGAUCCCCGAGCUCAACAUCACGAUCAGCUACCGCCACCGAAAUACAAUUGUCUGCCUCUGAAAACCACCAUGCCACCCCAUACUUAACAACAAUCACCGUCUACCUACGCUUCGACCCCGGAACCAAGACACAGGAACCUCCCCGCAUCCGCAAAAUAUCUCCCACUCUGCGUACGACUACCAACUAUAGUACCAUGCCUCAUAGAGCAAAUCCUCCGCUCACCAAGACCGAUCAGCAGCAGCUAUCCUAUGGAGGCUCACAUGUUGAGACUACUCCACUCACUUCUUUGAGAGGCACCACGCAUAUCCAAUGGACGCGAUACCGCACAAUUGCUACUGCUGGUGACCGACCCAAAUAUUUAAUCAGUGGGAAUCAGAAUGAGGAAGAGAACACGCCAAUUGUAGCUGACGAGCCACAAUGCGACCAUUAUUACACCGCUGCUAUCGAAGUGCCCAUUUCGCUUCCCAAGAAACAAGAUGGAAAGGGUGGACUCCUUUUACCAACUUUUCACUCGUGUUAUGUUUCUCGAGUCUACGUACUUGAGCUCUGCGUUUCCUAUUGUUCUUCAAGUAGAACGAGGAUACCUCAAAGUACGGUGGUAGAGGUCCCUGUCCAAGUGGCUCGAAGGACAUCAAAUGCGGGGGGAUCUAUGGAAAUGCUUUGCGAAAAACAGGGAAAGACAAUGAGCAGCCUAUCAGUUAACAAUUGUUAUGCCAGGUGCGGCCUUGUGUCAACCAUAAAGGGUACAGAGCAGAUGGAUUUGCCAUUGCUUCCAGGGGGAAGAGAGCCACCUGAAUUGCCUAGAUAUGGUGAUGCUGUGUUUGGGGGUUAG
Messenger RNA from Aspergillus sclerotioniger CBS 115572, 1542 nucleotides. RefSeq lists its product as uncharacterized. The transcript has 2 exons. Lineage: Eukaryota; Fungi; Ascomycota; Eurotiomycetes; Eurotiales; Aspergillaceae. The record is from RefSeq and is a predicted model, not a curated record. Bases 1 to 1542 code for a protein of 513 amino acids.